UAUUGAAUAUUGUACACAAUAUUUCUUGAUUGAUCGUUGAGAAUUGAGAAGAAGAAGCACGAAGACGCGUCGAUUUGUUCCUUUUGUAAACCCAACUUCGUUUCUUUUACUUCUCUUCUUCGAUACGAUCCAUUCAAUUCACUACCUACCUCACUUCACCCACCUUCCCUAUUCUCUCUUUCGCCGCAAAACAAACUCGCUCUCGCAGGAUAUCCUUUUAGGUUAAAUGGCUAGGAUCAAACCUCAGGCUCUGUUACAGCAAAGCAAAAGGAAGAAGGGACCUUCUCGUGUUAGCGCCACAACUAUUAUAUUUUACGCUUUGAUUCUUGUCUUGAUUGGUUUUUUCCUUUUGGCUACAUACAGACAUUGGUCCAACAGGUCAAGAUUACAAUCAGAAGAUCACUUGUCAGUCUCUGAGGGUGAAAAUAGUUUUGUUGACUCGAAGAAAUCGGAGCUACCUGGAUAUGCUGUUUUAAAUACCUCUAAAGGGUCUAUAAUCGUAGAACUGUACAAGGACAGUGCUCCUGAAGCUGUUGAUGAAUUUAUUGAUUUGUGUCAAAAAGGGCACUUCAAAGGGAUGCUUUUUCAGCGCGUAAUUAAGCACUAUGUGAUUCAGGCAGGGGAUGGCCAAGGAACAGGAGCAGCUGAUUGGAACUUAAGAGGAAAGCAACCUACAAGUAUGAAGCAUGAAGCAUUCAUGCUCGGAACAUCCAAGGGCAAACACACCAACAAAGUAUUUGAUCUUUUCAUUACAACUGCACCCAUACCAGAUCUAAAUGAGAAGCUUAUUGUGUUUGGGCAAGUCAUCAAGGGAGAGGAUGUUGUUCAGGAAAUCGAAGAAGUGGAUACCGAUGAACAUUACACUCCUAAAAUAUCUAUUGGUAUACUUGAUGUGACUCUCGAACAGAAGAUCUGAAGGCUCUCCACUAUAUCAUGAGCAUUAUGAGCGCUCACAUUUGCUUAUAACCUGUUUUGGUGCUCCGGUCAAAUCUAUUGUACAGGGAUGACGAACCUUGAGAAGUUCAUCUGAGGUGCAUCUAUCAAGUUUUUGAGCCUUGAUGUAGUUUCUGCUAUUGCUUUUCUAGUUAUGAACAGUGAAACAGGGAUUAUGCAAUCUCUUAUUCUUGCCUCUUUCUGUUACUUUAUUUGGUUUUUUUUUCUUCUUUUCUAUUUAAUUUGAUUUUUGAGAAGGAAAGGGGGUGGAUUUGUCUAUGCUUGUAAGAUUGGUUAUAUUACAUUUUCUUUUUUAUUUUAGCAUCACUCUUCAUUUGUAGCUUCGAUGAGUUCACAAGAACAUUUCACUACGAAGUUCAUUUAUAUUUUGUACUUUUCCUGAUGGCCAAUUUGGUAGCGAGUUAGAAUGCCAAAUUUUGUAAUCUUCUCUUUAA
This is a messenger RNA of Cicer arietinum (chickpea), 1388 nucleotides long. RefSeq names its product peptidyl-prolyl cis-trans isomerase CYP21-4-like. Lineage: Eukaryota; Viridiplantae; Streptophyta; Magnoliopsida; Fabales; Fabaceae. The record is from RefSeq and is a predicted model, not a curated record. Gene Ontology annotation, biological process: protein peptidyl-prolyl isomerization. Gene Ontology annotation, molecular function: peptidyl-prolyl cis-trans isomerase activity.